GCCUCGGGGCGGCCGAUCGCCGGGGCCCUAACUCGGCGUGUGGUGCCGGCCGGGCCUGUGGCAGGUUGUUGGAGGCAGAUUUAAUGGGGUCUUCGGAUAGCCCGGAAAUCUCUUUUUGUAACGUGGGGCGAGACUGGAGGGACCGGCCCCGCAAUAUGGAGCCGGCUAGAGGGAGCGAGAGAGCGUGCAAGCCCGAGCUGAAAGAUCGUGCGGAAUUGUCUGGAAUCCACAGCUCUCACGCUCACUUCCCAAGGGCAGAAACUGCCCGGCAGAUCACAAGACAAAGAGAACAGGAAAGCUCAGGCCAACCGCUCGAGUGCAGAAAUGUACUUUGGUGCAGCUCGCAUGUGGCGUGCCACAGUCAGUGACAGAUGGGCAGUGUGACAAGAGUGUCAGAAAGGAUCGGGCCUCGCCGGGGGACUCAGCCUGGAGUCGGCGUGUCGACAAGUCGCUGAAGAGGAAGCUGGUGGGAGGACCGUGGCCACAGAGGAGGAGAGCCUUGACUUCAGUCACACCCUUCAUGGAGGACAGAUGGACGGCCGGAUGGCCAAUCACCUCUCCUCCUAAACCUUUGGAGAUUGAUGCUUUGUCUCCUGCUGGAGGUGUAUCAGGAGCCUUCGCACACACUCUGAAUUCACUUCCCGGAGAAACGUCAGGGUAGACUGCAGUGUGCAGCCAGCCUCAGCCGUCGCAUGGUCUCAGGUCUGCAGCCAUGAGUGCCGAGGGGUACCAGUACCGGGCGCUGUACGACUAUAAGAAGGAGCGGGAAGAAGACAUUGACUUGCACCUGGGGGACAUUCUGACUGUGAACAAAGGCUCCUUAGUCGCUCUUGGAUUCAGUGAUGGACAGGAAGCCAAGCCUGAAGAAAUUGGCUGGUUAAAUGGCUAUAACGAGACGACAGGGGAGAGGGGAGACUUUCCGGGAACUUACGUAGAAUAUAUUGGAAGGAAAAAGAUCUCGCCUCCCACACCAAAGCCCCGGCCACCUCGACCCCUUCCUGUUGCUCCAGGUCCUUCAAAAACUGAAGCAGACAGUGAGCAACAAGCUUCCACUCUCCCGGACCUUGCAGAGCAGUUCGCACCCCCUGACGUUGCUCCACCGCUUCUUAUCAAGCUCGUGGAAGCCAUUGAAAAGAAAGGUCUGGAAUGUUCAACUCUAUACAGAACACAGAGCUCCAGCAACCCAGCCGAGUUACGACAGCUUCUUGAUUGUGAUGCCGCCUCCUUGGACUUGGAGAUGUUCGAUGUGCACGUUUUAGCUGACGCCUUCAAACGCUAUCUCCUGGACUUACCGAAUCCUGUCAUUCCGGUAGCUGUUUCCAGUGAACUGAUUUCUUUAGCCCCAGAAGUGCAGAGUUCCGAAGAAUACAUCCAGCUGUUGAAGAAACUCAUUAGGUCACCCAGCAUACCUCAUCAGUACUGGCUCACACUGCAGUAUUUGCUAAAACAUUUCUUCAAGCUCUCUCAAACGUCCAGCAAAAAUCUUCUGAAUGCAAGAGUACUUUCUGAACUCUUCAGCCCUCUGCUUUUCAGAUUCCCAGCAGCAAGUUCUGAGAAUACUGAACACCUCAUAAAAAUUAUAGAAAUCUUAAUCUCCACCGAAUGGAAUGAACGCCAGCCUGCACCAGCACUGCCUCCCAAACCACCAAAACCCACUACUGUAGCCAACAACGGUAUGAAUAACAAUAUGUCUUUACAAGAUGCUGAAUGGUACUGGGGAGAUAUCUCGAGGGAAGAAGUGAAUGAAAAACUUCGAGACACAGCUGAUGGGACCUUUUUGGUACGAGACGCAUCUACUAAAAUGCACGGGGAUUACACGCUUACACUAAGGAAAGGAGGAAAUAACAAAUUAAUCAAAAUAUUUCACCGAGAUGGGAAAUAUGGCUUCUCUGACCCAUUAACCUUCAACUCUGUGGUUGAACUAAUAAACCACUACCGGAAUGAAUCUCUAGCUCAGUAUAAUCCCAAACUGGAUGUGAAAUUACUUUAUCCAGUAUCCAAAUACCAACAGGAUCAAGUUGUCAAAGAAGAUAAUAUUGAAGCUGUAGGGAAAAAAUUACAUGAAUAUAACACUCAAUUUCAAGAAAAAAGUCGGGAAUAUGAUAGAUUAUAUGAAGACUAUACCCGAACUUCCCAGGAAAUCCAAAUGAAAAGAACAGCUAUUGAAGCAUUUAAUGAAACCAUAAAAAUAUUUGAAGAACAGUGCCAAACCCAGGAGCGGUACAGCAAAGAAUACAUAGAAAAGUUCAAACGUGAAGGCAAUGAGACGGAAAUCCAAAGGAUUAUGCAUAAUUAUGAAAAGUUAAAGUCUCGAAUCAGUGAAAUUGUCGACAGCAGAAGGAGAUUGGAAGAGGACUUGAAGAAGCAGGCGGCUGAGUAUCGUGAGAUUGACAAACGCAUGAACAGCAUUAAACCAGACCUCAUUCAGCUAAGAAAGACGAGAGACCAAUACUUGAUGUGGUUGACUCAGAAAGGUGUUCGGCAGAAGAAAUUGAACGAGUGGCUGGGCAAUGAAAACACUGAAGACCAAUAUUCGCUGGUAGAAGAUGAUGAGGAUUUGCCCCACCACGACGAGAAGACUUGGAAUGUUGGAAGCAGCAACCGAAACAAAGCUGAAAACCUGUUGCGAGGAAAGCGAGACGGCACUUUUCUUGUCCGGGAAAGCAGUAAACAGGGCUGCUACGCCUGCUCUGUGGUGGUGGACGGCGAGGUCAAGCACUGCGUCAUCAACAAGACGGCCACGGGCUACGGCUUCGCCGAGCCCUACAACCUGUACAGCUCCCUCAAGGAGCUGGUGCUCCACUACCAGCACACCUCCCUCGUGCAGCACAAUGACUCCCUCAACGUCACACUAGCCUACCCGGUGUACGCGCAGCAGAGGCGAUGAAGGGCCACCCUCCAGCCUGCUCCUCACCUUUGACUCCCCAAGGCCUCUGGCAAGCACAGGGCUCCCCUGCAGCCUGACCUGGGAACUGAGCUGCGGACACCCAGCCACCUGUCUUCAGAUGGGACUCGAGCCUUCGACCCCACGGCAGGAAGGGAAGACGCAUCGCAGGGCCACGCACCGGACAGCCGCCGUUCCUCGUCUGGAGUGCUUCGUCAGCCUUUCUCUCUUCCCUCUUUCUGUUUUGUUUUUGUUUUUUGUUUUUUUUUGGGGGUUUAAUUUAAAGCCACAACCACACACAAAGAGAAAAAGAAAUGCAAAAAUCUCUGCGUGCAGGGACAAAGAGGCCUUUAACCAUGGUGCUUGUUCGUGCUUUCAGAAGCUUUACCAGCUCAAGAGUUGGGACCUUGGAGACCGGAGCGGGGACGGGCUGAUGAGCCCUAGCCUGGGGUCGCUCGGUCCAGCCUGGGCGUUGCCAUGCACGGUGGCCCCCAGACGCACUGCACUGUGGAUUAUUUCAUUUUCUAACGAAAUGAACUGAUAUGUAGCAGAAAGGCACUUCCGCUCGCAGGGAACACUUGAGGGAACGUCUGCUCCGUGUGUUCAGAGGAAAUUCUGUUGUAGCAGAGUGCCAGAAAGUGUUUUGUUGAAAUUCUUAAACCAAGAAGACCCACCAACAGAAAAAUGGAGCUUCGAAAACAGGACUUCAAAAUGACAUUUAGUAUAUAAAAUAUGUACAUACCAUUGGAUGACUAACUAUCAAAUAGAUGGAUUUGUAUCAAUACCAAAUAGCUUCUGUUUUGUUGUGCUGAAGGCUAAAUUCACAGUGCUAUGCAAUUCUUAAUUUUCACUGUUGUUAUCUGUUUUAAAUGUACCUUCAGAAUAAGCUUCCCCUGCCCCCGUUUUUGUUGCUUGAAAAUACUGUCCCUGAUUUUUUUUUUUGUUAAUAUUCAUUUUGUUACUCAUUUCCUUUUUUUUUUUUUUUAAAGAAAUGUACAGGAUGCCAGUUUAAAAAAAAAUGGCUUCAGAAUUAAAACUAUGAAAUAUUUUACAGUCUUUCUUGUACAGAGUACUUGGCUGUUAGCCCAAGGUUAAAAAGUUCAUAACAGAUUUUUUUUUUUUGGACUAAAUGUUUUGUUGGGCAGUGCCUGAUAAGCUUCAAAGCUGCUUUAUUCAAUUAAAAAAAAAAAGAUAUAUGAAUAUGACAAAGUAUCGCUGAGUUCAACAAUGUUGUUUCAAGACUUAAGAUACGGUACCUGGCAAUGUUUGUUUCGUAAAGAAUUGUGAACUUCUUGAAUCUAGGGAGGGGGAUGUAGCAAAGGGUUGUACAAGUGGGGUGGGGGAGGGUUGGCGAGAUGGCAUGCACUUUUUCUUGUGAUUACGGAGAAGUGGGUCGCUGCAAAGUGGAGUCUCUUCCCACUUUGAUCUGCUACUUACUAUGCCCUCAUGACAAUUACAGACCUCCUGGAACGCUAGUUCUUAGGAAGGCAGGCAGGGUCUUUGAGCAGUGUUCAUCCUUGUUGGAAACACUGAUUUCAAAAUAUCAUUGCUGCAUUUAGAAAACCUGUCUCUCUUUAACAUUAGAUGACCCAUUACCAACCAGCCAACAUCCAUUUUAAGAAAAAGCAUGACCUGAAAAGGAUAUUUUUAUCCAGGUAUCUGCUAUUUUCCUAGCUUUCCAUUCAAGAGCUUUCCAUUCAGAGAGCCUCACAUGGUCAUCAUCGUUCCUGCCCCGAUUGUGGGGGAGCUUGUUGAAGUCAUGGCCGUUGUAGGAAUCAUAGUAACAGUCCUCAUUCACCCAAAUAAUUGUAUGUGUUAUUACUUCAUUGUGGGGAAGAGGGAGGAAUUGUUAGAGUAUUCUUUCCAACUUACCUUAGCAAGAGCAAGAGGUGUCUAUCCCCAACUUGUAUGUAAAAGCCUUUCAGUUUACUGGGAACUGUACCUACACUGGAAGGAAUAAAGGGGAGAUUAAAAUGGGAUCUUACAACGUCAGUUCUUCUUGCUCAAUAUUAGAUUCUCCACAGCUUUGUUUCUCUUUCUUUCCAACUACUGGGGUAAGGGGUUUUGUUUUGUUUUUGAUGUUGUUCCUUUGAAAGGAUCAGUCCCGCAGCUGACUUAACUAGAAUGUAUUUUUUUUUCCUUUUUACAUGAAGCUACUCAUAUCAAGAGCAAUAGUCAGUCUUACAGCCAGACAGACUGUCAGUCCUCAAACUUGACUGUACUGACCUGACCAUCUCCCUUUCAUCUCCAGACAAUUGAUUCCCCUAGUUUUAGUCUAGGAGUGUCUGCUUUACAACUAUCCUUCCAUGUCAUACAGAAGCCCAACCAUUAGUAAACAGUAGUUUUAUCAGCUAGGUUUAUUGCUUUUUUGAUAGCACAUCCAUGUAUAUUAUUAACUUUCAUUUAAUUUCUAAACUAUCUGAGAUGGAGUAUUUCGUGGAAAAGCUACUGUUCUGUUCACAUUUUUUGCUUCCACACUUUGCAAGAUGGCAUGGUAUUAGGCACUUGCCUCAUUUCUACAUCUCAUGAGCAUAAAUGCAGAUUUUUCUUUGAACAGCAAAGGCAGAAUUCAUGAUUUCCUAUCACAGUGAGUCACACCUUACCUAGGAUGCUACGCCUCUGCCCGAUGCCUUAUUGAUAGUGUAUAGCAUCCCAUCACAUCUGUCUUUGUAGAUGUUUGACCAGCAGCGUUCUUGGAGUCCAGCCAUUCAUCUUACAGCACUGAGUGGCUUGUGAGUAUAAAUGGAUACAGCAGAGGCAUUCCUGAUACAUGCUUACGUCCAUGUGUUGAUUUUCCCCACCCGGUAUAGCAUCCUGAAGGUAAAAGCCAGAAGCUAAGCUGCAGAGAGGCUGUGAUGGGGCUGUAGAAGUGGGAGCGCUGCGAUCUGAAAUUACCCACGAGAAAAAAAUCACAACCAUGAGGAAAAGGCAGAAAACUUGUUUUUGCAACUUCUGACAACUUCACGGCCCUUGAUAUAUGUAUAUAUGUAUAUGUGCAUGGACUGUUUCCAGUACACCUUUCAGCCAAAACAGAUCCACAGUCGUUGAGUUCAAGUACAUAACGAGACAAUGUCUAGUACAAUUCUUGUAUAUGUGUAUGGGGUUUUUUUCUUUGAAGUUGUUUUGUUUUGUCUUAACAAAGGUGAAAAUUGUUUGCAAGUGGAGUGAGAAGUUCAUAAUUCUUUGGCUUUUUUCUGUUUAAAAGUUACUCCUUUGGGGUAGCUGGUCUCCGUGGCUCACUGAACUUGGAAACCCACGUUUUCAGUGUGUUCAGUCAAAUGUGUUGAUGUGAACUGUCACUGCGGAACCAACUGCUUUGUCAUAUAGCUGGUUAUGAACUAGUAACGUGUUUGGGAAGUCCUACUGAUGUUCCUUUUUGGGAGAAAAAUUCUGCUGGUUCUAACAACUGUGCUUCUGCUAUGCAUGGUAUCCAAGUCAGUUGGAAAGCAGACCCUGAAAUUUGAGUUUAGGGUCAUUUAAGAAAGGGGCAGUUUAUAGCACAAUGCCUCACAUGAGACAAAGUUCUGAAAUGCCAAAUUCUUAUUUUUUAGAAAUCUAGUUAAAUUACUAGUAAAAAUGACUAGUAUGAACAGAAUUGGGUUCAUUGGAAACACUAACCAACUUAACAUUGAGCUUGUCACCAUGAGAGAGCAUUAGCUGCCCAGGAUGCUGCUAUUAAAAAAAAAAAAAAAAAAGGCAAAACAAAAAUAGCUCAUUUAUAUGUGUGUAUUUUUUAAAGCUACGAUCUGUUCGAUGUUUUUACAAAUCUGUUUCUAUGACAUUGUUAAAAUAAAGUUGGUCUUUUGACGAGAGGGAGGUUGUCAUGGUCAGCUGUAAUUUUGCCUUUACAAGGCACCUGGGGCGGGGGGCGGGGGGACUGUGCCUCCUUGACAUUUGUUCAAGCUAUAGGUUCAAUGGAGCUAUGUCUUGUUGUUUUAAGUUGCUUUAAUGCAUUGUAUUAGGUCUUCAAACAGAAUAAAGGUUGUUUUGAAACUGAA
Bubalus bubalis (water buffalo) is the source of this 6882-nucleotide messenger RNA. RefSeq names its product phosphoinositide-3-kinase regulatory subunit 1 (gene PIK3R1). Lineage: Eukaryota; Metazoa; Chordata; Mammalia; Artiodactyla; Bovidae. The transcript has 16 exons. Gene Ontology annotation, cellular component: phosphatidylinositol 3-kinase complex. Gene Ontology annotation, biological process: phosphatidylinositol phosphate biosynthetic process; insulin receptor signaling pathway. The coding region runs from base 713 to 2887 and encodes 724 amino acids. The record is from RefSeq and is a predicted model, not a curated record. Gene Ontology annotation, molecular function: protein binding; 1-phosphatidylinositol-3-kinase regulator activity.